This is a messenger RNA of Pyricularia oryzae 70-15, 225 nucleotides long. RefSeq lists its product as uncharacterized. The transcript has 2 exons. The record is from RefSeq and is a predicted model, not a curated record. Bases 1 to 225 code for a protein of 74 amino acids. NCBI's taxonomy places the organism in Eukaryota, Fungi, Ascomycota, Sordariomycetes, Magnaporthales, Pyriculariaceae.
AUGGACCAAGUCCCCAGUGUUUGCAUGAAGCGGCCCCAGAUCCUUCAUUAUGCGCCUCCUGAACCCAAACCCUCGCAGGUGCACUAUCACCCGAUGCCGAUUUUCCGCCUGUUGGUCCGUGCCAAGGCCGGUACGAUCCACCCGGCGUGUAUACUUGCUAUGUUUGCUAUCAAGGUAUUAGAGGGUGGCCCAUGCACAUGGAGUAUAUUUGGGGUACCCUUAUGA